Rhineura floridana is the source of this 5244-nucleotide messenger RNA. RefSeq names its product electron transfer flavoprotein dehydrogenase (gene ETFDH). Bases 403 to 2259 code for a protein of 618 amino acids. Gene Ontology annotation, biological process: electron transport chain. NCBI's taxonomy places the organism in Eukaryota, Metazoa, Chordata, Lepidosauria, Squamata, Rhineuridae. The transcript is spliced from 13 exons. Gene Ontology annotation, molecular function: iron-sulfur cluster binding; electron-transferring-flavoprotein dehydrogenase activity. The record is from RefSeq and is a predicted model, not a curated record. Gene Ontology annotation, cellular component: mitochondrial inner membrane.
CGUGCAUUUCGACACUCCCAUCGCCCUCAGUCUGGCGGAUAGAAUUGUGUGCGACGUAACCCGGUCUUGCGUGCGACGCAUGCUGGGAAUUAUAGUUUUUUUUAAUGAGAUGUUGCUCGGAAAGGUCGGUCCCAUUUCCCAACGUGUAUACUGCAAGUGCCGUGACUCCGACGUGAGAUUGUGGGCGUGAGUGUAUUCUGUUUGCUGCAGCUGCUAGAGAACUGGAGGAACAUAGGGCGCUAGCUGUAAGCUUUCAGGGGGCCAACGGAGAAAGUCCCUUCGAACAAACAAGUGAGGAAGAAAUAGAAGAAAGUAUGUGGGAGACCUCCUCCGCCCCCAGAGACUAAUCGUUUGUUCCCUUGAAGCGUCAAGAGUUUGUUUAACUCUUUUUGGCUAAGCAUCAUGCUCUUUCCUGCCUGUAAGGUUUCCCGUCAAGCACAUCGUUGUCUGUACACCUUGAAAACGGUAGGACAAGAUUGUCUUCUGCCUUUGUGUGCAGCAAGAUGGGCUUCUUCCACUGUGCCACAUAUCACAACCCAUUAUACCAUUCACCCCCGGGACAAAGACAAGCGAUGGGAAGGGGUGAGCAUGGAAAGAUUUGCAGAAGAAGCUGAUGUUGUUAUAGUUGGAGCCGGCCCAGCUGGACUCUCUGCAGCUAUUCGACUCAAGCAGUUAGCUAGUGAACAUGGCAAAGAAAUUCGUGUGUGCCUGGUGGAGAAAGCUGCUCAGAUUGGUGCACAUAUACUUUCUGGGGCUUGCCUUGAGCCACGUUCCUUAGAAGAACUUUUCCCAGACUGGAAAGAGCGAGGGGCUCCACUACAUACUCCUGUAACAGAAGACAAAUUUGGAAUAUUAACAAAGAACUCUAGAAUCCCAGUUCCCAUUCUCCCAGGUCUUCCAAUGACUAACCAUGGGAAUUACAUAGUUCGUCUAGGACACUUUGUGAGCUGGCUGGGUGAACAAGCAGAAGCACUUGGUGUUGAAAUCUACCCAGGUUAUGCUGCAGCUGAGGUUCUUUUCCAUGAAGAUGGCAGUGUGAAAGGGAUUGCCACAAAUGAUGUUGGCAUCCAAAAAGAUGGGGCACCCAAGGCUACAUUUGAAAGAGGCUUGGAGCUGCAUGCCAAAAUCACAAUAUUUGCAGAAGGUUGUCAUGGACAUCUUGCAAAGCAGUUAUACAACACAUAUAAUUUACGAGAGAGCUGCCAACCCCAGACUUAUGGCAUUGGACUUAAGGAGCUGUGGCUUAUUGAUGAAAACAAAUGGAAAGCAGGAAAAGUGGAGCAUACUGUUGGCUGGCCUUUGGACAGACAUACAUAUGGAGGCUCAUUUCUUUAUCACCUAAAUGAGGGUGAACCACUAGUAGCUUUAGGGUUUGUGAUUGGUUUGGAUUAUCAAAAUCCUUAUUUGAGCCCAUUUAAGGAAUUUCAGAGAUGGAAGCACCAUCCAAGUGUACAGCCUACUUUAAAAGGUGGAAAGAGAAUUGCUUACGGUGCCCGAGCUCUCAAUGAAGGCGGUUUCCAGUCCAUACCUAAGCUCACUUUUCCUGGUGGACUACUUAUUGGCUGCAGUCCUGGUUUCAUGAAUGUCCCUAAGAUUAAAGGUACACACACUGCAAUGAAAAGUGGUAUGCUAGCUUCAGAAGCUAUUUUCAACCAAUUAACAAACGAGAAUCUCCAAUCAAAAACACUAGGGCUUAAUGUGCCUGAAUAUGAACACAAUCUGAAGAAAUCAUGGGUAUGGAAAGAGCUCUAUGCAGUCAGGAAUAUCCGUCCUUCAUGCCAUGGCCCCUUGGGUGUGUAUGGCGGAAUGAUUUACACAGGCAUAUUUUAUUGGAUACUAAGAGGAAUGGAGCCUUGGACCCUAAAACAUCCAGGGAUGGAUUCGAAGCAGCUAAAGCCAGCCAAAGACUGCACACCUAUUGAAUACCCAAAACCUGAUGGAAAAAUCAGUUUUGACUUGCUUUCAUCAGUAGCUCUGAGUAGUACGAAUCAUGAACAUGACCAGCCAGCUCAUUUGACUCUGAAGGAUGACAGUGUUCCUGUCAAUCAUAACCUAGCUAUAUAUGAUGGACCUGAGCAACGAUUCUGCCCUGCAGGAGUUUAUGAAUAUGUUCCUGUGGAAACUGGAGAAGGAUUACGGUUACAGAUAAAUGCUCAGAACUGUGUCCAUUGCAAAACAUGUGAUAUUAAAGAUCCCAGCCAAAAUAUUAACUGGGUUGUACCUGAAGGUGGAGGGGGGCCAGCUUACAAUGGAAUGUAAUCUUGAUCAAAACUGAAAGAACAUCCUAGCUGCAGAAUCGUAUGGCUUUGGUUCUGCUACCUUUGUUUUUAAAAGAGCAGUUAUUGAUGAUUGAAUGGUCCUCCAUGAGGUUAGCAUUCUAUUGAAGGCUGAACUUCGUAGUGCCUUAAGCAGUAAAUAUAAUGAUCAGUAUUGUCAGAUACAAUAGAAAUGUACACUCAAAUAAGCCUGCUCUGUCAAAGUCGAAUGCAAGCUGUGUGAGUACAUUCUGCUGUUUACCCAACUUUUCUAGAUUUCCAAUGUGAAUAAUUGAUGUGACCCCAGAAUAAAAGAUAUGAAAGUGUAUAUUCUAAAUUCUGUCUUCCCUUCAGCUUUUAACAUCUGAAGGCUAAGUUUCAGUGAACUCAAUUUUAAAAAUUAAUCUGAAGACUGCUAUCACAGACUUUAAUGUUACACAAGGAACAGAGCAAUGCUAGCCAGAAGCAAUUUGGUGUAACUUGAUUUAAUAAAGAAUGCUUUCCCUACAUGAUGAUUACAAAUUCAGUUUAUUUCUUCAACACCACUUUAACAGCAUUUGAAUUUUCAGUAAUGAGUUAUAGGUGGGGACUAAAAGGGGUAGAAAUAGCCUGCUGAAGUUAAACUUUGGGUAUGUUACCAAACUUUGUUCAAAUUGUUUGUACUUGAUCAUUCUGAAGCUUUACUAAGUCAUUUUUCAUAUACUUUUUAGGUUAAAAUGCUACUACUGUUAAAUAUCUUACUAUUUAACUUGAUAAUGAAAGAUGUUUGAGUUUAUAUGCAACCUCAAGAAAAUCCAAGAUGUAAACACAUGAAACAGCAUCAGUAUUGGUGACAGUCAAUAACACAUUGUCACUACUACUUAUACUAACCCUGCCUUUAUCAGUGCACAAGUUAAGAAGAAAAAGCUAUCUUGACUUAAGCAAACAUCUUUGCAUAAGCUGCCUUCUCUUUUUCCUUCUCCUUCUUUAUCUUCUGCUUAAUUUUCUGUACUUCCAUUUGGAUAGCUGUGGAAAUAAAAAAAGCCUAUGGUUAGACUUGCUGUUUUAUGCUUUCACAUGAAACUGACUUUUUUCAAAGUAACCUAUUUGGAAUAUAAAUUCCCAUUCCAUAAAUUCUUCUUCCCUAGACAGAGUUGAUUUAAGAAUCAGCUAGUCAAAAUGCUGAAAAAGAAGGAGCAGUGAUAUGGCUUGUAUAGCAUGUCAUGAAUGUGAAUUUCAUGGUAGCUCAUCCCCGCUCCGCACCCAUACCCCAAAUGUAAAUCUGGAUACAUAUCCUGGCUCAAGCAGCAAGAAAAUGUUUUCAGUCUUCAGGGAGCUUAUCUAAAAUGCUACCUUGUCCAUAUUACUAGAGAGAAUAAAGUCUGUCACUUUACCUUUGUCUUGAGGUGCUACACCUUGAGCCUUCUGAAGCUCAGCCUUUAAAGAAAAAUAAGAGUUAAGCAAAAUAUUCAUGUAUGUCUUGCUGCAAUGUUUAAGCCAAAUCCAAAGCUUAUAAUUACCAAUGCCUGAUCAUAAUCUUUUGUUCCUUCCCAAGCUUGAGCCCUUCUGUAAAGUGCUUUAGUAUUUGCAGGAUCUAUGGCCAGAGCCUGCAAAAUAAAAACAGUAUUCCUGAUCAAUCUUAGAUUCAGUAAGUGAAACCAACUACUGUAAUAAUUUGAGCAAAAGCAUUUCUCUAAGAUACCAUUUCCUGAGAGGUUUUUAGUAAGGAAACAACUCAUACAAGCUUUCUUAGAUUUAUUUCAAACAGAACCCAUUUUCUUAUCAGACUAAUUCAAGUCGCUGCAUAAAUUAGCUACAUAAUAUUCCUGUAAGCCGACAUAAUAUAAAAUGGUUGUUAAAUUUUCCUCUACACAGUCCUUUGUGGACAUUCUAGCAUCUGUGAAUUUAACUUGUUGCUGUACUAUGCUGAACAAUCAGUGUGAAAUAAGCCUGAAAAAGAGCUGUACAUUAUACUGACACCUUGUGGCCAUACAGAUAACCAGUUUCCAGCUAUCUAAGCUCAGCUUGCUUUGUCACCUAGCAACUGUUGAUUUCUGGGAGAUAUAUCCAAAAUACUAAAACAUUUUAUCACAAAACUAAGAAUGCAGUUCAAUAAAGCUGCACUAAAGCAAUCUUAACACAGAAGAAAGCUAAAAAUCAUACCAAGCAGCAGGAAAUACAAAGCUAAAGAAUUUCAGAGAAUACAACACCUAUGUUAAUACACAGUAAAAUGCAGUGUUAAAAGCAUCACAUUGUAAAAAUCCUGCAAGAAAGGGUUGUGCUUAGUGCCAAAAAAAGACAUUUUAGGUGCUAGGCAAGUCUCUCUUGGGAGGGUGAUCCAUAUGAAAAGGACCACUACUAAGAAAGCCCUUUCUGUUAUAGCCACCUGCUGACCCUCAGCUUGUGGGAGCAUUCUGCAAGACAGGCUUCUGGAGCACAGGUAGGAUACUUCACAUACUGCAGCCCCAUAAAGGGUUUUAAAGGUCAGAACCAGCACUCUGAAGUGGGCCCAGAAAUACUGGGGAGUCAGCAAAGAUGAAGUACUAGCAUGAUGUGGGUCACAGGUUGAGCACUGAAAUGCAUAAAUGUUCCAUGCUUGACCCGUUACAUUUAAAUUCUCUUACUACAUGUGUUGGCAUAUUGGCAUGCCACAGAUCAAAAGCCCAAGGUCGUGCAUCCCAGCACUGAGGCAUUACAUAUAAAUGCUAGGAGCAUUUAAACAUGUCAGAGCAGGUAUUGAACAUUUUAAAAGGUAGGCACUUUACCCACAGGUAAACUGGACUUGAGAAACACCUCAACAAAGUCUUCGUGUUGGACAAAAACUGGGAUAAGGGGACAAAGUUGUUUAAAGGCUAAAAGAGAAGCCUGUAUGAUCACUUUAGGUUAUUAGUUUUAAAGUCUUCAUGAAUGCUGGUCCAAUGCAAUAAUUCAGAAAAGACAUGUAUCCACACAAGAAGAGGGAUGUUUUGCUAUGUACAUUCUUUUAAAUAAAAAUGCACAUCAUAAAUAA